AUGCCGACUACCACUAUUGAUGAUAUCCCCUUUGAUUUAUGGUAUCAAAUUGCUUCUUGUCUCGAUCCUCAAGAUUACAUUAACUUGAGCUUUGUCAACCGGCAAUUAUAUUCUUUGCUGAAAAGUGACCUCACCGCCCGCAAGACAGUACAAUUAUGUAUUUCCCACACAAGAGAAGGGAAAUUGGCUGCGAAAGGAAAGAUCACAUAUAUUGAGGCUCUCAGGAGAGUAUAUGACGUGCGUGAGGCCGUGGCAACUGCACAACCUUACUCGGCAUGUUUGGUUGCAUAUGGCGAGUCAUUUUUGUUCAACCAAGGUGUAUUAUGUUAUUUGGAUGAAGGCGAGAUCCGUACGCUUGAUGUGCAUGGAGCUGCUCGGGAAGAGCAAGUUGUCAAUGUUGGGGCUGUGUUGCUUGGUGCCUGGAGAGUGCCUCCCGAUUUUAACCAAGGAGUGCAAUUUUCUCUUCUGAAUUAUAGCCACGGCAUCGUCGCAGGCUUGUGUGAGAUAGCCGGCCUUCAACCGUGGCUAAUUGUCCUUGAUAUUCGUGAGAAAUCUACUUCAGAGAACAGGAGACUGCUUUUCCUGAAACAGCUUGAAUCCUCACGAAGAAUAUUUGUACGCCACAAUGAUUUGGUCUUAUUUUAUGGAACUCAUUCUCGGUUUGCCGAGCAUGGCCACCACGAAUGGGUAAUUCAUGGCUGGGACCUGGUUGAGAGGAGACCCCUAGCAGAACGCCCCGUCCAAUUGGAAAACUUUGUCGGAUCUGAAAUCGGGUCUUCAAUCUGUUUUGAACUCCAUGAUAACCACUUUUACGCCGUUUCAAACGCCAACAGAUUUGAAGAUGAAGAAAUUGAUUGGACUUCUUACUAUAUUUGCAUUCGGUUUCCAGUACAAACUCCUCACAAUGUCGAAUGGCGUGCGUUGUGGCGUCGACAACACCGCGAAGGCCCGAUCCACGACAUGUGGACUAACAUCUCACUUCAAUCAGACGAUGCAACGAAUCAACCCCUAAUCAUCGAAAGUCGAAGAGAAUGGAGCGGUGCUGGCAGUAAAAAUUAUAGGACAUACUAUAUGCAACCCCUUUCAUGCUGCAAGACAGAUUUUUCAAAGCAGGACGGCUUGUUUCAGGGCAAAGAUUCACAAACGGGAAGGGAACCCCAUUCAAGCGAUGAGUCCUACAGUCCCGGAUUUCCUAAAUAUCUUUCGGUUCGUCUUCUUCCUGAUGAUCCAUUAACUUCAGCUCUCGAUGGCCGCAGCAAGCCUAAUUAUCAACCUCCCAAAAUUCGCCUCCGCCGAAAUUACCACCCAGAAUAUGAUGAAAAUGAGCUGUCUUCAUCUAUGGCCAGAGACUUCAUUUUUGCAAAAACAAAAUAUCGAACAUACAACCAUUCUGCGUCAGCUUUUAUCGACUUGGUUAAUGAUAAUUCUGAAUCAAAACAACAGAUAGAUAGAUUACGGCUUCGUGUAGGUUCCCGGAAGCGCAGAAACCCCAUAGGUGAGGACGGCCUUUUGCAUCCGCCAGAACUGGAUAAUCAAAAGGAACCGAUACCAAACAGCGACGAGCGUUUCGAAUCUCGCGGGAUCAAGCUGUGGCCUCCUCUAAAUUCCCACCCGGAACUUCUAUCGCUACUCUGCCCUCCUGAAAGAUGUGGGGAUGUGGAUGCUACCUCCGAUGAACGCUCUAUGGUUUACUCAACAGCGCCUGCCACAUCGGGUGGUAAACGUCCCAUAAUUUUGAUCAGUUUUGAUCCCACAAUACAUCUCGGCAACGUAAGACGGUGCCCUGUGCAGGUAGUCGUGGAAGAGUCAUACCUCCCAGUUGAGAUUGACCGUGGAGAUACAAGGCUUGGCAAAGGCAAGCGAAAAGCUAGCACUGAGAUUGAAAGUAAGAAAUUGGCUCCUGGACCAAUGAAGCCACCAGAGAGGCUCCCCAUUCCCUGUUUCAGGACAGAAGAAGCGAUGUAUUUGCAUAUUAACAGAAGUUACUGGUUGCGUUGAUUGGUGGUAUGUGCUCUAGUUUUGGUUGUAUUAUAGAUUAUUCUCAAUGGCACGUUCCUUUCACUUUGG
This is a messenger RNA of Histoplasma capsulatum G186AR, 2067 nucleotides long. RefSeq names its product F-box domain-containing protein. The record is from RefSeq and is a predicted model, not a curated record. The coding region runs from base 1 to 1998 and encodes 665 amino acids. Lineage: Eukaryota; Fungi; Ascomycota; Eurotiomycetes; Onygenales; Ajellomycetaceae. The transcript is spliced from 2 exons. Gene Ontology annotation, molecular function: protein binding.